This is a messenger RNA of Mycena citricolor, 2489 nucleotides long. The record is from the annotation of a GenBank genome assembly. Lineage: Eukaryota; Fungi; Basidiomycota; Agaricomycetes; Agaricales; Mycenaceae.
CACCGUAGAGAGCCUGCAGAAGUUGUCAGUCCACACCGCGCGUGUCCACGCGAGAUACACCACUCACAGCACGAAAGCACGAACACCCACGUCCCGGCGCCCUACUGGGCUGCGGUGGCGGCAUGCAGCAUCAGCCUCGCGACGUGCAACCAGGCCGCCGACGUGCUUGUGGACUGGUUCGGACCGGAGGAGCUCAAGUCCGUCGUCGGCGGCGAGAGGUGGUGGCAGGUCCGCGGCCUCGACGGAGUCGACGCGGAGUGGAUCACGCAGAAGGAGUUUCUUGACGACGACGAGGAGGUCCGCAACCCGCUCUCACGCAAGUUGACCGAGGACGAGGAAACUACUGUGAGGAUGGAGAAGUUGGAUAGAGUCAUGUUAUACGUACACGGGGGUGAGCACGAUCUCGAAUGCUACCUGGACAAUUCAUCGUACCUUGCGAAGGCGGAUACUUUUGGGGCUCCAUAAAUACACAUAGAUAUCAGCUCAUCCGAUACGCUCGCAAGAUACAUGGGAGGGUAUUCGCUGUGAACUAUCGAAAGGCGCCGCAAUACCCUUGGCCGUGUCCUGUCCAAGAUGUUCUCGCUGCAUAUCUGUACCUUAUUCAACCACCUCCCGAUGCAGUUCACCAGCCUGUUCCGCCUUCGAAGAUUGUUCUCGCAGGGGACUCUGCUGGUGCUGGUCUGUGUGUGACGGUCCUGACUCUGAUACGUGACAUGGGACUUCCCAUGGCGGCUGGAGCUAUUCUUAUAUCCCCUUGGGUGGAUUUGACACACUCUUUCCCCAGCGUUAUGGAAAAUACAGAAACAGACAUCAUUCCUCAACAUGGAUUUCUGGCGAAACCUAGUACCACCUGGCCGGUCGACUCGCUUCCUGGAAAUGACGGACGCGUUGGUCCUUCCAAACACAACGAUCCUCCGGAACCCGGGCAUGCUGACCAACUACGACCGACGAAAGCCCGCCUCGAAGGGAAGGACGAAGACGAAAAAGGCGGAGAAGGCGACCACACUCAGGUGGACCCGGAUAAUUACGAUGUGGAUUACUGGGAACCCCGGCCGCCCAAAGUUCAGAUGAAGGAUCCCAAUGCGGAGAGCCUGGAAUUGCAUUCUCAAAUCCAGCUGUACGCAACUACAGAACAGCUGUCCCAUCCUCUGGUGUCGCCCAUUCUGCAAGGGUCGCUGGGCAAUCUCUGUCCGUUGUACAUCAUCGCCGGGAACAGUGAAGUGCUCCGGGACGAGAUCGUUUAUUUGGCACACCGAGCGGCCUACCCCGACAGAUUUCCGACUCGACGAGGUGCUUUGAGAGAUGCUCAUCGUCAAGAAGUGAAUGCGAAGCUCUACACACAGCCCACCAAGGUCCACCUGCAGAUCUUCGACGGUCAGUAGUCCAGUCUAUGUCGAACGAAACAUCUCAUACGUCUUGUAUGCAGACAUGUGCCACGUGCUGACCGUGUUCACUUUCACCGAAAGUGCCAAACACGCGUAUCGCUCCAUUUCAGCAUUCGUAAAGCACGUCGUGGACCACAGCUCUGAACAGCUUGCGGAACAGCCGUUUCCUGAUCUGAACCGACAAAAUUCGCAUGAUACGUUCGAAACUGCGGUCACCGACGACCAGUCGGAAAAACAAGCUGAAGAGAGCCGCCAAGUUCAUAUGCUUCGCGAACGCGUGGAUGUCCAUGGCAAACCACGGCCAAUGGAAUCGAUGGAUGAUAUGUCGGUUUUGAAGCUUAAGCCGGCAGAGAUUGGGAUCAUCAAGGAGGAGCCCUGUCUGAGAUGGCUGCACGGACAAGAAGAAUGGGACAGGACUUACAAGCGGCAAGCUGAACGGGCCAUUCGGCAACGGCAGCGUUACCGAGAAAAGGCGGAAAAAAUGAUUUCAAACGCUCGAGAGCAGGGGCUCAAGAUCGUCUCGGACGACUCGGGACAAACGACGACGACCUCGUCGUCUACUUCCGAUCAUCGAACGGACGGAGUAAUACAGAUCGAUCGACGAUGGGGCCCAUUGGAUUUGGACGACGAAAAUCCCCCUCCGACAGCUAUUGCCAAGCGCAGAGACACUCCAGAGGCCAUUGCAUUAUUGAAGAAACAUAUUUAUCACACGGCUCCCGCUACCCACCGUGUCAUUCCGAAGCUCAAGUUAUCGGACGCUGUCAAGGCUUCGUUGGACCCUAACGACGACCCCAACAAGCCGCCUAAACAAUCUGUGUCUGAAGCACAAGUCCGAAACAGUCUCGUCCCAGACUCUAUGCACGGUCUGCGCAUAUGGGAUGUACUUGUUGGCUACUUCAUGCGCAAGAGCACUGAGAAAGCGGCCAACGGGAAAAAUGCAAUCAAGAAGGCCAUCAAAUCGUGAAGAUCUUAGAUAUUUAUCCACAUCUCUAGAUUUACUGGACUCGAGGACAUUCCAGUUUUAAUGACCAGUAGCAGUAUGAUGAAUACUGGUAUCAGACAUUAGUGAGCCUGCAGCGAAAAUGCGUUAUGUGAAUCGUGUCA